UGUAAAUACUGUGUUAGGUUUUGAAUGAGAGGAAAUUAAUGCAGAGCAAAUCUACUUUUAAUUCUUAUCUGUACUCAUGGCUGGUUUACCUCCGGGAGACCCACAGCUGGUCUCCAUGAUCGUCAAUCAUUUAAAAACGCAAGGACUUUUUGAUCAGUUCAGAAGAGACUGUUUAGCCGACGUAGAUACAAAGCCUGCUUAUUUGAACCUGAGACAACGCGUGGACAACUUUGUAUCAAAUCACCUCUCGAACCACACAUGGAGUCCUCAUCUAAACAAGAACCAACUGCGAAACAACAUCAGACAAUUAGUACUGCAAUCUGGAAUGCUCGAACAAGGAGUGGAUAGGAUUGUGGCUCAAGUGGUGGAUCCAAAAAUCCACCACAUUUUCAGGCCACAGGUCGAGAAGGUGGUCCGAGAGUUUUUAUCUCCAGGAAGCCAUGAAGAGGAACCCUCUGCAUAUUACCCUCCAGGGGAAGAGAUGCAGGCCUUCCACCUUCCACCAUCAGCUGUGAUGUCCGCACCGGGCACUAGUACAAACGCCAUGUCCAUCCUGGACACCAUCAGUUCCCUGAACCAAGAGGCGAGUAUCCGUGCCGGCGGGGAGAGGGGACUGAAGGCGGCAGCAGAGGACCUGGCAGCAGAGGAGGCUGUGCUUAGAGCAGCGGAGGAGGCUGCAUUUAAGGCCACAGAGGAGUCCAUGCUGAAUGGCAGUACCGGAGAACAAGACAUGAGCCUCGUGGAGGAGGACGAGGAGGCCGAAGAGGUGGAGAAGCAGCCUGAAGAGGCCGAGAAGGCCGCAGCGGAUAUGUUGAGCACCGAGAUAAAGAUGGAGGAUGUGAGCGAAGAGAUGGACAUAGACGGAGAGUCGGAGGGCGAGGACGUGAAGGCGGAAGAGGAGGUGAAGGAAGAAGAGGCUGAGGAGGAGACGGACGCUAAAGAGGAGGAGGGCAAGGACAAGAGUAUGAGUGGAUCACCUUCCAAGACUGCAGAGGAGGCUCUGAGCCGAGAGCAGGACACUAGCAAGACCAUUAAUGAGAAACAGCGCAUCCGACAGAAAGCCAGAGAAAGGCUUAAAGAAGAAUAUUCUCUGGAGGAUUCCGAUCUCGAGGGCCUGAGUGACAUCACAGUGAGCUCGGUCCACACCAGUGACCUCUCCUCAUUUGAGGGCGAGAGUGAUGGCGAGCCACAGCCAUCCGAUUCUACCGAGGAGGGCGAGAUCACAUCAGAAGAUGAGAAGGUAGAGAAUAAGAAGAAAGACGACACCGAUGACGGCGAGGAGAACAAGGAGCGUAAGCCUGGGGCCCGUCGCCAAGGUUACGUGCACAAACCGUUCCUCUACUCUCGUUACUAUAGCGACUCCGAUGAUGAGGUCACCGUUGAGCAACGCCGGCGUUCCGCAGCCAAAGACAAGGAAGAGAGGCUGCUGAAGCGACAGCAGAACCGUGAACGCUUCGAGGAGAAGAGGAGGAGUAAACAGUCUCAGAUGGAGGAACCAGAUGAAAAGAAGGCAGUGGACGACACACCAAGACCCAGGGCCAAAGAGGCUUGCAAGGAGAAGAAAGUGCUGGAGAAGAAAGUGGCCCUCAGCCGGAAACGAAAGAGAGACUCAAGGAAGGAGGGUGAUGCUGGAAACAAAAAGAAGGGAGACACAGAAGGGGAUGCCAUGAGAAAAGAUGACUCUCAGAAGGCGGGCAUCUCAAAGAGCCUGUCCUCAAAAUCCUUGAGGAAGGCCUCUGAGUCAUCUGUGUUUGAGGAGGUCCACAGGAGGAAGAGCAUUAGUGUCUCAGAGGAACCCAGUGAGCCCAGGAAACUGGUGGACAAAAACCGAACACAUUCCUUCAUUCUGGACCUGGAGCAGGGGUCCGAUGAGUUGCUCCGACAGAGGACCUCGGGCAAGUUUGACCGGCAUUCGCGCAAAGACCAGCACCUCAAAGACCGUAAAGAAAAGGAAAGGGACCGUAGCAUGUCCGAUGAAUCCACCAAACUCAAGCAGAGGGUCGAGAAGAAAGCGGAGAUUCACGGUGACGAGAGCUCUCAGAAGGAGGGGACUGAGGUGAAGGUCACCUCUGAGGACAAAGGGGAGAAGAAGACCUCAAAAUUGAAGGUGGAAAAGAAGACUUCGUCUGUUGGCAGGGAGGCGAGGUCCUCUGUAUCCGAGGGAUCUGCUGUCGAGGAAGGGCACAGAGACUCUGGGCCAAAGAAAACUAAGACCCCCAUGAUGGAGGCCCUGAAAGACAAAGAGAAGGACAAAGAAAGGACCAAAGGAGAGAAGGCGACUGGCAAAAGCGAUCCCCGACAGCUUCCUCCUCACCUGGAUUCCACAGGAUCCUCGGAGGAGAGGUCGGAUCUGGAGCAGGGAUCGGAGGGGAACAGGAAGAAGGACAAGCUCAUAAAGGAAGUACUCAAGAGAUCCAAGAGUUUGUCCGAGGUGAAACACGCUGAGAAGCACAGGUCCAGGCACGAUAGUAAAGACUCGGAUAAGGACAAGGACAAGGUCAAAGGAGCUUACAGCUCGCCUGAACGACCGCAUCUGUCCAAGUCCAUCUCUGAGAGUGAUGGAGAAGCUCGGCACAGCAGAGACGCUGAGCCUGGAUCAAAGGGGAAGAUGUCCGAGAAGUCAAGGUCCAAGUCUAGAGAGGAGCCGAAAUCUCCGAUACUGUUCAAACCAGACAAGAAAGUUUCCAGUCAAGAUGCUAAGAGCAAAGGCGUUGCUUCAGCCAGUAAAGCGGACUCAGUGAAGGAGAAAAAGAAAGAUGGCAGCUCGAAAGAGGAGAAGAAACCCUCUGAGGAACAUUCCUCUGACAAGUCACAGGAGACCAAGGCCACGAAGAGAGCGAGCGAAAAGAAGGCCAAAGAUCCCGAGAAGAAGGGAGAAGCCCAAGGAGAGAGAAAAGGCAUCAAAGCAGUGGACAUACCGAUGGCUUCCCCUCUUUCACCAACCACUCCUGAGGCCCCCAUUGCAGAGACGUCCUCUCAGCCCAAAGAGGCGAGUCUGGAGGCAGUACCCGCUGUGGCUACAGAUGCUCACACAGCCGUCGUCUCUGUCGACGUUUCUGAUGACGCUUUUGAUGCCCUGAGUGACAUCACCCCAGAGCCCAAAGAGGAGGAUGUAGCUGCGCGGCUCGCCGAAUGCGAGGAGGAGCAGCAGGAGGAGCAGCAGGAGGAGGUGGAGGGAGAGCCCAGGCCUCUGCCAGCCGAGGCCGACGCCCUGCUAAGCCUGAUGGAGGUGUGCAGCUCGGCGGAGAGAAGGGUUGUUGCGGAAACUGAACCGGUUCAGGAAGUGAGCACGAGUGCGGGGCUGUCGCUGCAGGACGCGGACAUGAAGAUGAAGGAAGCAGCUCUCACCCUGCUCUCCAUGGACCCUGACAUGACGCUGUCGCCCAGUUUGAUUGACAGUCACAUGGCCUCCGUUGCCAAGGAAGCAGCCACUUCUGCUGAAGAACAGGUCCCGCCUUCCCUUGAGCCGGCUGCUGAGGAGUCACGGGUGGAUACUGCUGGAGCUGUUCAGGGAGCUGAGGGUAUCCAACCAUCACAGGAAACGCCUGCAGACCAACCCGCUCAUGGUGAAGAUGUUUCGGAUAGCGCAGCAGCCCUUGUGGAGUCUCCUGUGGUAACUCAAGAGGAAGUCAUGCUGAAGGAGGACCCAGCUGGGAAGCCCAGCGAGGAAGAAAAGCCUUGUGCUGCUACAGUGUCCUCUGAACCCACAAGUGUUACCUCACCAUCACAGAACAUGGAGGAUAAUUUGGCUGAUCAGAACGACCAAGAGUCCCAGGCUCCCUCUAUUGAUGUGAAAGCAGAGGAGACCAAAUCGAGAGGUAGGGGCAGAAGGACGUCCAGCCAGACCUUGGCCUCUCCGUCAGAGAGCGGCUCAACUUCUGCUGUGCCUGAUGUUACUGAAGUUACCCAGCCAGACACAAGUAAGACUGAAGGACCUUCCAGCUGUAAAGAAGGAGAGGCUCCUUGUGAGUCGGCAGUGACACAGGCUGAAGAGGACCGGAUACAAGAUGGCUCCUCUAAACAGGAGGAGGCUUUACAGAAGACAAGUGUUACACCCGACGGAACUCCUCAGGAAGAGAAGGAACCAGAAGCAGACAAACCUGAGAGACUGGAGGUGACGAGAGGUACUCGGAGAGGUCGUCAGGCCAGACUAGUCAAGCAGUCCAGCAGUGCCUCUCAGUCGGAUGGUCAAGAGGAGGAGAGGGGAUCGGAUGUGUCCGAGAUGGAUGAAAUAUCGGAGGGCAGAGUGACCCGCAGAGGACGAAGAAGUGCUGUGGCAGCAGCCAAGGACACCAGUAAACCCAAGGCAGAGAAGGAGGUCAGCAGUGACCAGAGCUCUGAGCAACAGGUGGAGGACGCGGGGAGGGAGAAGGCCACUGAGCAGGAGGCUCCACGUCGCGGACGCUCCUCCAAGGCCACUGCCCAGUCCCCAGAGAGCCAGCAGGAGGAGCAAGCAGUGGAGGAAGGGCAGAAGGAGGAGCAAGGAGGAGAGGAAGGGCAGAAGGAGGAGCAAGGAGGAGAGGAAGGGCAGAAGGAGGAGCAAGGAGGAAAGGAAGGGCAGAAGGAGACUGAGAAGGCAGAGGAGCCCACUGUGCGCAGAGGCAGACGCUCAGCAGCCCAGACCAAAGAAGUCGCCGCAGGGAGACCUGGUGGGCUGAAGAGGAAAAGGUCUGAAGAAACAGAGGAUUCUGGAGAGGAGGUGCCUGCUGAGGAGAAGAAGAGCUCCGAUGGAACAGCGUCGUCCUCAGGCCAGGCCCCUCAGGACAGCACUGCAUCGAGUCAGUCUGAAGAGCCAGAAGAGGAGAAGCAGGAGAGCUCAGCAGAGAUGAAAUCUGAUAAUGGAGAGGAGUCCGACAAGCCCCAGAAGAAGACGCCUCGUCGGGGAAGGCCAUCCAAAGCAGCAGCAGCCGCAGCAGCAGCAGCCGCAGCCGCAGCCGCAGCCACCGCCUCCACAGAAGACACGGACAAAGCAAUGGCAACACCAACACCAACGCCGGACAAAAGAGCCAAGAAGGGGGAGGAGGAGCAGGAGGGAGAGCAGAAAGAGGAGGAGGAAGAGGAAGAGGAGGAAGAUGGAGGAGGAGGAGAAGAGGAGGCAGAGGCCAAGCCCAGAGCCACACGCUCUGCAGCCCGUCUGGAGGCGGAGAAGAAUAAGCCCAGUAAGCCCUCUACUCGAGCGCUGAGCAAAGUGAAGGAGGAUAACACCCCCAACACACGUGGUGCGAAAGGGCAGACGGCCGCAGCAGCCAAGGGUGGACGCAAGCGGGAGGUCAGUCCCCCAACCCCACGCACCCGAGGAGCCCAGAGACCAGAGGAGCCCCCAGCCAAGCGCUCCAAGAGAUGAAGUGACCUGUGCCAAGCUUCAGUAGAGCCAAGGACCCAUACACCUGGACAUGUGCUCUCAGGACAUACAUUAAUUGCUUUUUAAAAAGAAAGAAAAAAAUCAUUCACCUUUUGUAAAUAGUUAUUUUUAUUAGAUUCUUUCAAUAGCAAAGUCUGUUUUUUACCCCUGUGAACGAUCCGCCGGCCUGUAUAGAAGAGGAGAAUGAAAGCAGAGCUCGGUGGUUAGACUACGCUCGCACUAACAGCAGUUAAAUGUAUUCCUGCCUCGUUAUAGCUCCUGUCAAAACAGUUCCCCAGGACUGAGGCUGACCCUGAUGUGACCCUGAUAGAGGCAUAUCUUCAUCGGAGUGGGGAGAGUGAGUGAGCGAGAGAACCAUACCAAGUGCCACGAGACAGAUAGUAGUCCCACUCAGCUUAUUGUGAAUUUUAGUGUUGAAGUGUUUUUAGUGUCAUUAAUCCAAGACAGGACAUGGCAACUGAGGCGUGCGUGACGCCGCAUUCUUUGGUAAUAGCUUAACAAAGUAGCGAAGAUCUUGUAAUAUACAGAGCAAGUCUUAAAGAAAAAUACCAUGUCUGUUUUGACUAGUGUCCCAAGAAAAGAAAACAAUCCAUUUUUCUUCCAAGUGCUUUUAAAAUGUUCUUUUUAACCAUUAUUCCAUUCAGUCAUGUUUGACAUGCAUAUUCAUUCUGUGAAUGUAAAAAAAGAAUGUAAGCUUUUUCCUUCAGUGUAAAUUUUAGAUGUACGAUUAUGUGUGUGUUGCCAGGUUUGCGUUUCUGUACGUAUUUGUAUGGUUUUUGUAUUUUAACUUCAGCAUUGCUGUACACACACUGCUGCUCUGCAUCAGUGUUUACACAAUAAAAGCCCCUCUUUGUA
This is a messenger RNA of Sardina pilchardus (European sardine), 6217 nucleotides long. It is a transcript of the gene bod1l1, whose product is annotated as biorientation of chromosomes in cell division 1-like 1. The record is from RefSeq and is a predicted model, not a curated record. The coding region runs from base 77 to 5344 and encodes 1755 amino acids. Lineage: Eukaryota; Metazoa; Chordata; Actinopteri; Clupeiformes; Clupeidae. The transcript is spliced from 32 exons.